CGGUUGCGCCCCUUACAGCUACGCCUCGUUGAUUCACUCUCAUUGGCCUCCGGUAGAGCUGUCACAGCACUGAGUCCGAGGCGUCAUCCUAUCCGGGCAUGCGCACUGCUGCAUCAGCUACAGGUCGCUAGUGGUAAUCUGGGGUUGCCGAGGACUCCUUUGGGCGCACGUCGCAGCCAAACUCGCUGGCUUCCUUGUUAUGCCUCUCCUUGCCUCUCAUUGGUAGAUGGUGAGAGAAGGUCGCUUUCUAUUGGCUGUGCACGCUUGUCCGUCUCAUAGUCGGGUUAGGCUGCUCCAGGCGGAGGAGGCAGGUGCAGUGUUCUGGAAGAUUGAUGUCUGGCAGAAAUCACACAUAGGACUCUAACCUUCCCCCAUUGGUACUCAUGCACUUUGAUUCUAGGAACAGAUGACAUAAGCAUUUCUAAUCUGGCUUUCUGACCAAUAAAAUGUAUGUAUCCACCAGCCAUAUAGAGCAUGCUAAAACUUGUGCUUUUUCACAUAGUUAGAAACCCUUGGGUAUCCCUUUACCACUCAUGCAUCCUUUCCCUGCUUCUAAACCCUAUGUCCUGAAGCUGGAGGCCUUAGAACUGACCCCAUCUUUUCACAAGAUCUGUCCUAUUUUUACGUGAUGGUUCCAGAGCGUGAUGUUAGGCCCACUAGUUUGUGAUGUCAUCCCUGACCCCACCCUGCGAGGGCGACAGCUCGACACCCAGAUUUUUUGUCGGUGCCCGAGAUGAUGAGACAGACUUCCUGGAAUCAAACAUGAAUCCAGACGAGAUCGAUUUCUAUGAAGAAGAGGAAGAUGAAGAUGAGGAAGAGACGCCUCCGGAGCGCCAGAUUGUGGUGGGAAUUUGUGCCAUGACGAAAAAGUCCAAGUCAAAGCCCAUGACACAGAUUUUGGAGCGUCUGUGCAAAUUUGACUACAUCACUGUGGUUAUCAUGUCUGAAGACAUUAUCCUGAAUGAACCUGUGGAGAAAUGGCCCAUCUGUGACUGCCUCAUCUCUUUUCACUCCAAAGGAUUUCCACUAGAUAAAGCUGUUGCUUAUUCUAAACUUCGCAAUCCAGUCUUGAUCAACGACUUAGAUAUGCAGUAUUUCAUCCAGGACAGGAGGGAAGUAUAUCGCAUUUUGCAGCAGGAGGGAAUAGAUCUUCCACGUUAUGCAGUACUUAACAGGGAUCCUGACAAACCAGAUGAGUGUAACCUAGUAGAAGGUGAAGACCAGGUAGAAGUGAAUGGAGAGAUCUUUCCUAAGCCCUUUGUAGAGAAGCCAGUUAGUGCUGAAGAUCACAAUGUAUAUAUCUAUUACCCAACAUCAGCUGGAGGUGGCAGCCAGAGGCUCUUCAGGAAGAUUGGCAGCCGCAGCAGUGUUUACUCUCCAGAAAGCAGUGUUAGAAAGACUGGAUCUUAUAUUUAUGAAGAAUUCAUGCCAACUGAUGGAACUGAUGUUAAGGUAUAUACAGUUGGUCCAGAUUAUGCUCAUGCAGAGGCCCGCAAAUCUCCAGCUUUGGAUGGGAAAGUGGAGCGUGAUAGUGAGGGGAAGGAGAUCCGAUAUCCAGUUAUGUUGACUGCCAUGGAAAAGCUGGUUGCCCGUAAAGUCUGCUUGGCCUUUAAGCAAACUGUCUGCGGCUUUGACUUACUGAGAGCCAAUGGGCACUCUUUUGUUUGUGAUGUCAAUGGUUUCAGUUUUGUGAAGAACUCUAUGAAAUACUAUGAUGACUGUGCCAAAAUACUGGGGAAUAUAAUAAUGAGGGAACUUGCCCCACAGUUCCACAUUCCCUGGUCCAUUCCAACAGAGGCAGAGGAUAUACCUAUUGUACCCACAACAUCUGGCACAAUGAUGGAAUUGCGAUGUGUAAUUGCAAUAAUUCGGCAUGGGGAUCGGACACCAAAGCAAAAGAUGAAAAUGGAGGUUCGGCAUGCUAGGUUCUUUGAGUUAUUUGAACAUUAUGAUGGUUACAAAACAGGAAAGCUCAAACUAAAGAAACCCGAGCAACUACAGGAAGUGCUUGAUAUAGCAAGACUGCUGCUAGCAGAACUUGGAACCCAUAAUGAUUGUGAGAUCGAGGAGAGGAAAUCUAAACUGGAGCAGCUAAAAACUGUCCUGGAAAUGUAUGGACAUUUUUCUGGCAUUAACAGAAAGGUACAGCUGACUUAUUUACCUCAUGGACAUCCAAAGACAUGCAGUGAGGAUGAAGAAGCCCGCAAGGAUUCCCCUUCCCUGUUGCUAGUUUUAAAAUGGGGUGGUGAACUUACUCCAGCUGGCCGAGUCCAAGCAGAAGAGCUUGGGCGGGCAUUUAGGUGUAUGUAUCCUGGAGGACAAGGAGAUUAUGCAGGAUUUCCAGGCUGCGGGUUGCUACGGUUACACAGUACCUACCGCCAUGACCUCAAGAUAUAUGCAUCUGAUGAAGGACGGGUACAAAUGACUGCUGCUGCUUUUGCCAAGGGUCUUCUGGCGUUAGAAGGUGAGCUUACACCCAUUUUGGUUCAAAUGGUGAAAAGCGCAAACAUGAACGGACUCCUAGACAGUGACAGUGAUUCCUUAAGCAGCUGCCAACAAAAAGUGAAGGCGCGUCUCCAUGAGAUCAUGCAGAGGGAUGCAGAUUUCACUGAGGAGGACCAUGAGAAGCUAGCCCCUACAAAUAGCAGUUCUCUGCUUAAUUCUAUGGAGUCCAUAAAGAAUCCCGUGAAGACAUGUGAUGAGGUAUUUGCACUCAUUGAGAGUCUGACAUCUCAGAUCCAUCAACGUUUGGAAGAUCCUAAAUCAGCAGAUCUACAGUUAUAUCAUAGUGAGACUUUGGAGUUGAUGUUACAACGAUGGACCAAGCUGGAGAGAGAUUUUCGCAUGAAAAAUGGGCGUUAUGAUAUCAGCAAGAUUCCUGAUAUAUAUGAUUGUGUCAAGUAUGAUGUUCAACACAACAGCUCACUCAACCUGGAAGGGACUGAUGAACUCUUUAAACUCUCCAAAUGGUUGGCAGAUAUCAUAAUCCCACAGGAAUAUGGGAUCAACAAAGAGGAAAAACUGGAGAUCGCAUUUGGAUAUUGUCUUCCGCUUAUUAACAAAAUCUUGCUGGACUUGCAGAGAACUCAUGAGGAUGAGUCUGUAAAUAAACUUCACCCACUCUAUUCAAGAGGAGUCCUUUCUCCAGGGCGUCAUGUGAGAACGCGGCUUUACUUCACCAGUGAAAGCCAUGUGCACUCUUUGCUAAGCAUUUUUCGUUAUGGAGGGCUCUUGGAUGAGUCGAAAGAUCAGCAGUGGAAAAGAGCAAUGGACUAUAUAAGUGCUGUCUCAGAGCUAAACUACAUGACACAAAUUGUCAUUAUGUUGUAUGAAGACAACAACAAGGAUCCCUCUUCAGAAGAACGAUUUCACGUUGAGCUUCAUUUCAGUCCAGGAGUGAAGGGCUGUGAGGAAGAUGAAAAUGCUCCCCUGGGAUUUGGAUUUCGGCCAGCAUCAUCAGAAAAUGAAGACAGAAAGACAGAUCAAGGGAGUAUAGAAGAUUUGUCCAAGGCUAAAAGUACAGAUGAGGUGGACAGGUCCAUACUGAUGACAGAGCCAAUCAGCAUUCACAGGAAAUCGCCCCUUAUCAGAAAUAGAAAAACUGGGUCAAUGGAGGUGAUGAAUACCAAAAACACAGGGAAUUUGGAGUUCAUGUACCAAAAAGGGCGUCGGAGGAGAAGAUCGGGAGAGUCCUAUCAUUCCCCAUGUUCCAUCACUCUACAGUCCAGAGCCAUGUCCAUCACUAACCUGACAUCAUGGCGACAGGUGCUGUCAGAGACCUCCUCUAAAUCUGGUGGGUACCGUCUCUUCACUUCAUAUGCCAGGCAGCCGUCAGACAUGAAGCAGAGUGGUUUAGGAUCACAGUGCACUGGUCUGUUCAGCACCACAGUGCUGGGAGGCUCCUCCAGCGCUCCAAAUCUGCAGGACUACGCACGCAGCUACCGCAAAAAAAUCAGCGCCGCUGCCAGCCUGACAUACAAAGACGAACUGUUGUCUAUGCCAGCUGUUAAACGAUUUUCUGUGUCGUUUGCAAAGCAUCCGACUAAUGAAUGCCUGGAAGACCACGAGGUCGCCCAGCUGCUGCGUCGCUUUUCCUCUGACUACCCUCAGUCUCGGAACAUCUGUCUGGAUGGGGCCAUGGCCCACCACCUGCACCAAUGCUACUACCAUCUUCGUCUCUUCAAGAACUGGCUGAUAUCGGGCCAGGACGAUUUGGAGUGCCUCUACGGAUUUGAAGGAUGUUCCAUGGUUCCUACCAUCUACCCACUGGAGACUCUUCACAACGCAUUGUCUCUUAAACAAGUCAGCGAGUUCUUAACAGGCAUAUGUAAAAAGUUUGCUGAGACUCAUUCAAGAGGAUCAACAGCGGGAUGUGACUCCAUGAACCGCCAUCCAGCAGGAGAUGUUUAUCUGCCUCACAGAAUUCUCUCUUCUUCAUCACUUCCUUUACGGCACCGCUCAGAGCGGCCUCCUUGGUAUAGCAGCGGUCCAUCCAGCACUGUGUCAAGUGCCGGACCUUCAUCUCCAACCACUAUAGACCUUUCAGCACGUUUCACCUUUAAUGAAAAGAUGCUGACUGAAGAACAGGAAAAAAAAUUGAAUUUUGAUAUGUUUCAGCCCCAGCAGACACAGAAUGAUGACACAGCCAGCAGUCAGGAGAUAUGUAAUACCUCACCUCCAGCGGAAGAUCCCCCAAAUAAUGACUCAUUGGGUCUGUCACCACUGCCUCCAUGUUUUCUGCCAGCAGCAUCACAGCCAUGCGUGGAAGAUGAGGCUCAUUUGGAAACAGAACCACCAGGCGAAGACUUGCUUCCAAGUGAAGAUCUUACAAAGAAGACAACAUCUACCACAUGUAACACGGACUCUGAUGAUCAGAUGCUUCAGCAGUCAGCGCUAAAUGAGCAACUAUUAACAGAACUUUCUAUAUAUGGGCAGGAAACCUCACUUUAGAAAAGAUUAAAGAAGCACUCCAGGUUUUUUUUUUUGUUUUUUUUUUUUGCUCAUGUAAUGUAGCACAGACUAUUAUUGGAGAAUUAUGUAGUCAUUCUUGUGCAUGCCUUGUCUAUACCUAUUUCAGUUAAUGUAGCAUGCAUGGGUUGUCUGCCAUCUUAAUUCCUAUUUUGCUAUUGAUAUAGUUUUCUAAAGUAGCAUACAUUUUUUAUGAUGCCUCUGACUUUGCAUAGGAAGAGGGAGUGGAGUCUCAUUACUAUACGUGGUCUGCUUUGAGAUACCGGUAUAUCUAAGUGCAGUAAAUGAUAGAUCAGUGACAUUGAUCUUCUUUACACAUUUUCACUCUAUAUAUUGUCAUUUGUGAUACAGCUGCAGUCUGUCUCCUUAUAAGGGGUUUCAGCUCUACACAGGAGAGCAGUGUUAGGCUACAUCACACAGGACACACUGGAGAAUCUGCACACAGAAUAGGCAAGCAGUGCAUUUAGGGGAGUUGUAUAACUCUGCAGCUAAUUACUUUAUUGACUUCAUGUCUCUUAGGGCAGAUAUAGGAUCUUCAGCAGCAGUCUACUUAUAAAAGGGUCAUAGAGAUGAACAAGAAAGGUGGGGUUGUGUCUGAACUGCCUCGAGGGAUCAGAUGAGUGGUGAUAUAAUCAUGUAGUUCACAGGAAGCCGGUUCACAGAGACUGACAUCCUUUCUACACAUGGAUGCAUGCAGUGGUUGUCAGACUGGCAGUUACAUGACACAGCUCCAGUAAUAAAUGCAUGAAUGCAGCUGAGCUGGAAUGAAACAGAUUACACUACAGGAAUACUGGUGGUGAGAAUAAUUAUAUGGGCAAAAAACAGAGUGCUUUAAUUGGAUUUAUUAGUUCCAAUAUGGAGGAAACAGUAGAGACAAUUUCCAAUCCAUGAAAAAAUAACUGACUUAAAAAAAUAUAUAUAUCAUAAUAAUAAUUGUUUUUCAUUGGAUCAGCAUUUUGAACAGAUCUUACUGUUCUUGAUGUUCUUGAGUGCCAGUAUCCCUUGUAGAUCAGCAUUAGCUGUUUUACUAUAGAGAAAUGAUUGAUAUAUUUAUAAGCUGCUAGAGAAUUAUUUUUUUACUGUGAGUAAAAUUCUGAUGGCUUUUAGCUUUGAGAUACUGGGAAAAAAUGAGCCUUCAACCACUGAUUUACCAGUGCUGGUUUGUUCAGACUUCAACUGAACAUGUUAAAUUCCAUACAUAUGGACUGCUAGCGACAUCUUCAUUUGGAUGGAAUCUGCUCUAUAUUGCAAAUGUUUGCAAUUUAAUGUAGCUGAAACUUCUUUAACCAUAGUUACUUUCAGUGAACAGUCUGGACCUUUGCUCAGCUUUAACAUUUGUAAAAACUUUAUGACAGCAGUUUAACUCGCCUAUAAAAAUCACAUGAUUGUGAAACAAUACUUUGCCAUACUGAGGAGCCACUCAUCUACAAUUUGGGCAUCACCUUCAGGAUGCUCAUACUUCCAAGCGGGUACAUGAGAAGAUGUUUUGUGAAGAAGACUUCUUAAAUACCUUUGUAGUGAAUGAUUAUAAUCCAUUUAUUUAUUGACAUUUAUUUUUAUAUGCAUCUAUUUUCAUUAGUGUUCUCCACAUAUUGACUUAUAUGUCCAAGCAAUACUGGUUACGAUAUUACGUCCAUAUCUCACCAGCAUUGAAGAAUAACUUAAAACUAAGAGUAAUACAUGAUGAUUGACGUGGAUAUGGAUAACUGUUUUAAAACUACUGAAUUUUGAGAACAUUUUCAGAAACUUCAUUCUUUAAAGGAUUGUGGUAAUGUUAAAUACAACACCGAGUCUCUACUUGGGAACACUCAACAGAACGAUACGACACUUUCAUGUUGCAAUUCAUUUGGGGUCUAUACCUUAAAGGAUUAAUUGCUUUGAUUUGAAAAAGUGUCUGAACUGAGCUUUUACGUCAUAUACCAUUUGCAGUCUACGCUCUUGUUGUAUGACCGAUUGUGCCAGAGAGGUGUUAACUCAAAACUAUUUUUGAAUGUAUGUGUUAGGACCUAUAUCCAAUGGCUGAAUUUAUUCUACCUAUUUUGGUAGAUUGUGUGUAGAAUAUACUGCCAAGUGUCCAGAUUUUGAGCACUAUGAGAUUUAUACUAAAAGCAGCUAGAACAGAUAUGGCUUUAUAUUUUGUAUAUUGAUUUGACUUUACAGGGUGCAUUUUAGUCCUGAAAAAUACUUGAAAAUCACUACUGAGCUAGAACGGUUUCUUUUGUAUGAUUCACAGUCCACUUAUCAAACAAAAGUUUAGGUGCCAAAAGAGAAUAAUACAAAUCAUUUUCUAUUUUCUCAAGUAUUGCUAGUAAAAAUAAUUAUUUAAACUUAAGGAAAAGUGGAGUGUAAUCUGGAACCGUAAUUAAUAGAAUAAAAGUCUGUAGCUCUAUACAAGAUAAUGGACUGAUUUACUAGAAUGCAUCCUGUGCUGUUAUACUUGACCACAGAUUAUGGCUACCGGUUUUGAUGUACUGAAAUUAGGUUGUAUACAGGUACAUUUUUCUAACGUAUUUUAAAGUUUCUUGAAUUUUCUAGUUACAUUGUUAAAUAUAUAUAUAUAUAUAUAUAUAUAUAUUACUGGUAAUUUAUUGUAAAAAAUAAAAAAUAAAAAAAAUAUAAAAUACAUAAAUAACAAAUAAUUAACAAAGGCAAGUAAUAAUAUAAACUGUUAAUAAAACCGGAAGCCCUAAUUGGAGUUGGAAAAAGGUUUAUUGUAUCAGAAGUGAAGAGAAAAAUGCUAUUUUUAGAAUAAUCUGUUACAAUUUAAAUGAAUAAAUCUAUAUUAUAUAUAUAUACAUAUAAACAUUUAUGUACAAACAGUUGUCCAAUGUAUUUCUCCAUACUGUUUGAACGGUGUUACCACUGUGCUGAAUACAGGAAGUUGGUGUCUGCUUUAAUCCUCUAUGUUUGUGAUCAGUGGGUGUUAUAUAUACAGAUGCUGUACGCUUGGGCUUUGUACACAUUGUAGAUUUAUUUGUGGAUGUGUUUGGUGUUAAUUGUCACUUUAUGUUGUGAUCAUCUUUAUGAUUGUUGUUUUGUUGCAGUCUGUAAGUUAUGCGCUACAUGGGUUUUCUGUGCUCAUUUCUCUCCUACUGUGACCGUACACAUAGGCCUCCUUAUUUAUUUGAAAGGAUGAAUACAAUUUAAGAAACAAGGGAAUACAUCUUGCACCUCCAUUUUGUCCCGUUUCCCCUGUAACAUCAAUUGUUUGUUAACAAAUACUUUUUAUGUACAAAAACAUUAAUUCAAAGAUAUAAGGGAAAUUCUUAUCCUAUCUGAUAUGGAACAAUCCAUCCAGUGCUUUAGGACUUAGUCAAUGCCUUGUAGGGUGACAAAGUUCCUUGCCACUAUUUGAAGGGGUACUCUGGUGGAAAAUAUUUUUUUUACAAUCAACUGAUGCCAGAAAGUAAAACAUAUUUGUGUAUUAAUUCUAUUUAAAAGUCAUAAUCCUUCACCUCCUGUAUGCGCCACAGGAAGUUCUUUUCUUUUUAAAUUUAUUUUCUGUCUGACCACAGUGCUCUCUGCUGACACCUCUGUCCAUGUCAGGAACUGUUCAGCGCAGAAUAGGUUUGUUAUGGGGAUUUGCUCCUGCUCUGGACCGUUCUUGGCAUGGACAGAGGUGUCAGCAGAGAGCACUGUGGUCAGACAGAAUAGAACAACUCAACUUCCUCUGGAGCAUACAGCAGCUGAUAAGUACUGAAAGGAUUAAGAUUUUUAAAUAGAAGUAAUUUCAAAUAUGUUUAACUUUCUGUUACCAGUUUACUUAAAAAAAAAAUCUCUGGAGUACCUCUUUAAGUUUAGGCUACAUAUAUAUAUAUAUAUAUAUAUAUAUAUAUAUAUAUAUAUAUAUAUAAACUCUAGUAAUAAGAUAAUGUCCAGCACUGUAUAAAAGAAAGUAUACUUGUGCCAGAAUAUCAGCCUAAUAUCAUUGAUUGUAAUUUUUUGACACAAUGUUAAUCAGAAAAUAAAAUGAAAGCGAUUCUUUUAGCCAUGUCCUUCUAUAGAAGAAAAAACACAAACCAUGGGCUUAAUGUUUUAUUGUAUCUUAACAUAAAUAUGGUUUAGUCAUAUACUUACUGUCAAUUUAAAAAGAAUGAGGAGCCACAUUUUAUCUUUCUUAAAUGUCUUUUUCAAAAAUGUCUUUCUCUAUCAGCAAGUUGUCCAGAAUUGUGCAAAUAAAGCUUCAUUGUAUAUCACAAUUAUGCUACUUACAAAUGUUUUAUUCCCCGACAGCAAGCAGAAAUCCUGAAGAUAUUGUGGAAUUAAAAGAUCUAUGGGUUACAUUUAGAGGCCAAAUACCCAUCAUGAAGUACUAUUGUUCACACUUGUUGAAGCUAUUGAAAUGUUUCAGGGUUGAUUAGAGCGAUCGACUUGGAGACAGCAGCAAUAGUUAUGUGUUUUAAAGGCUAUGGACAUAUUUGGAACCAUUUUUAUUGCAAUGCAUGUGCAUUAUCAAAUAAAGAAUUGGAAGUUUGUUGCUACCCUUUGACUUCUGCAGUAUAGAUGUACCUAUAAACAUCAAUGCAAGCUGCUGGAUGCAAUUCUGUGCACAUUCCAUCAAACUUCUCUCCGAUGAUUCAGUCCCUUUUCUAACCUGUCCUGAAUACAAAUGUAAGCUCAAAUCCCAUUUGAUGUACAGUAGAUUUAUUUGUAUCUUAUUUUAUCUUUUAUAUUAGAUUAGGCAUCAGGAGAGGUCAGAGAGGGCUACAAACUGAGCUGUCUGACACAAUGAGGACAGAGCACCAUCUUGCAUUGUAAUGUAUAUACAUUCAACCUGCAUAAGCCAAAUUGUUAAUGAAGACUGUUCUGCUGCAGAUUUGCAUGCAGAAAAUAAGGGUGGGGUCACGUGGCAAAACCUACCAGCAGCAUGGCAAGGCCAGCCCUAAAGCUCCCAUUGACUUCAUUAUUAGCUUCACAGUUUAAAGGACUACUCCGCCCCUAGACAUCUUAUUCCCUAUCGAAAGGACAGGGGAUAAGAUGUCUGAUCGCAGGAGUCCCCUGCGAUCUCCCUGCUGCACCCGACGUUCGUUUAGAGCGUCUGGUGCAGCGCCAGAGGCUUGUGACGUCACGGCCAGGCCCCCUCAAUGCAAGUCUAUGGGAGGGAGCAUGACAGCCGUCACGCCCCCUCCCAUAGACUUGCAUUGAGGAGGCAUGGACGUGACAUCGCAAGCCUCCGCCCCGCAUCGCCGUUCAUCCGGCAAGAAGAGAAGUUUACUCUGUGCACUGGAUGUCUGGGGUGCUGCAGCCGAGAUUGCGGGGGGUCCCCAGCAGUGGGACCCCCCCGUGAUCAGACAUCUUAUCCUCUAUUCUUUGGAUAGGGGGUAAGAUGUCUAGGGGUGGAGUACCCCUUUAACAGCGUGGACAAGUGAUACGUCCAUCUAGGGGUGAAGUACCCCUUUAAAUGCGUGGACAAGUGAUAUGUCCAUCAGGGGGCGGAGUACCCCUUUACCUGUGUGGACAAAUGAUAUGUCAAUGAAGUCAGUGGGAGCAGGGUUUUAGAAGUGGAAACGGCACAGUUUCUGCAUGAAGAACCACAUCAAUUUUGUUUAUUUGAACAUACCCUUACAAUUACGCUUUGUCAACAUAAAGCUAUAGAACUUUUUUGAGAUCUACAGAAUUAUAAAACAUGGCAGUUUUCUGCCAAAAAUAGCGCUGCACCUGUCCUUUGUGUCUGGUUUUGAAUGUGGCUCUGCUGCAAUACCAAAACACAACUUUUGGAUGUGUGAUCUUUGUUCUUUUGGAAGAAGGCAGCCGUGUUUUGUUUUAGUCCAUAAUUCUGUGAUGAUUUUCAUAAAGUCAUGGUACUUUGUGUCUUGAAUCUUGAUAUUACUCCAUCUUUGUUUCUUCUUAAGCUGGACCUUUACGGAUAAAGUUGUUUAAAGGGGUUGUCCAGCUUAUUUUAAAAUUUUACAACUGGGAUUGUAUAAUAAAAUAACCUAUAUGCACCAAUUUAAUCUUCACCGUAUCUAGCGCCACCUCUGAUCCUUCUAGCCAUCUUUGUUUACACAUUUGUAGCAAUGACGUGCUCGUAUCCUCACAUCAACAAUGCAGCAAAUCACUGGCCUCAAUGUUAUACAGCAUAAGACCACUGAAACCAGUGUUUGGAUGCAGUGCUGACAUGGGUAUGUGGGUGCCUUAUCACUGCAGCGAAGGACCAGAAAGAUAGUGCUGGAUGUUGUGGCAGGGAUUAAACAGGUGAAUAUAGCUGUAAUUUAGACUCUCUUUUGCCACAUGUUUCUAUAAUUGUAGGACUUUUUCAUAUAUUGUAUACUAGGUCUGGGGCAGACAAUAGAGAGAUUGCCUGUUCCACAUUAAAGCCAUUUAUUUUAAGAAAUUCCUGUGUGAAAGCUUACUGAACUGAUGUAUACCUUUAAAAGACUUAGAGAUUUCUGUUUCUGAACUCCUUGAAUGGUUAUAACCACUUGUCUGUUCAUUGUAUCUCAUUGUUCUUUGUUGCAUAUGGUACAGUAUUCUGCUAAAAAUAAACAUACUGCACUAAUGUCCUAUUGUAACCGUAAAAAAUGGCUUCUUGUUCGAAUUGCAGCACUCCUGUGUUGAAGCAAUAAAGUUGUGUUAAAAACUUGUCGUACUUUCUGGCUUGUCUUUGCAAUGGACACAUAUCUUUGCCUCUAUGCUUUGCCUCAUUUUUAAGAGUUCUGCCAACUUGGCAAAUCCAGAUAAUAUUUUGGUAGAAAUGUUUCCAGGACUAAUGUACCUAAAUGUUCACAGCACAUUUCUUCUGUUACAUUGCUUCUCUGAUGGUAGGCUGGCGGCUACAUUUUAGAAUAGUCUGUAGUCAGCCAAUGGAUUUUUAGCUAUACACCUUUUGGUAUGUAUAGAGCCUGGCUGAAGAGGUGAGGAUACAGUA
Hyla sarda is the source of this 11836-nucleotide messenger RNA. It is a transcript of the gene PPIP5K1, whose product is annotated as diphosphoinositol pentakisphosphate kinase 1. The transcript is spliced from 32 exons. Gene Ontology annotation, cellular component: cytosol. The coding region runs from base 667 to 4950 and encodes 1427 amino acids. The record is from RefSeq and is a predicted model, not a curated record. Lineage: Eukaryota; Metazoa; Chordata; Amphibia; Anura; Hylidae. Gene Ontology annotation, molecular function: inositol hexakisphosphate kinase activity; diphosphoinositol pentakisphosphate kinase activity; 5-diphosphoinositol pentakisphosphate 1-kinase activity. Gene Ontology annotation, biological process: inositol metabolic process; inositol phosphate biosynthetic process.